Dentiscutata erythropus is the source of this 433-nucleotide messenger RNA. The record is from the annotation of a GenBank genome assembly. NCBI's taxonomy places the organism in Eukaryota, Fungi, Glomeromycota, Glomeromycetes, Diversisporales, Gigasporaceae.
AUGGCGGCGCCUAUUGGUUCAAACAAUCCCAGUUCUCUUCCUACGGAUCCUCCCAUAACUUCAACUCUCUUUCAAUCUAGUAUAAGCACAUUUGCUCCCAUUAUAUCUAAUACAAUUUCUAACUCUCCCACUGGAACCACCUCACAUACACAACAAUCUACGGCAACAAAUCAAAAUUUACCUACAAUAAUUUCGAUAACGGUAUUUAGUACACUUUUAAUUGGUGCUCUGUUGCUCGCUUUCAUUCGUUCCAGACAUAAACGACAACGACAAAAUGCGCUUGCUACAGCGAUAAUAGCUGCUGAAGCUGAACUCGAUGAGAAUGGAUCUAGAGUUGCAAUUAGUCAACCAAGAUCUCCUCCAAGAUAUAAAAUCUCCACCCUUCAAAUAGAGCCAAUGACACGACGUUUGACAUUAAACCUUCAUCAAAAAG